GUCUGGUCAAAAUACCAAGAAUUUCAAUUGAUACAAAAGUUACAGCUCUUUUGAAAUUAAAUUCAUACGUUCCUCGUCGUAAUUUCAUCUUUGAUAAAGAAUCUUUCAAGUCACAAUCAGAAAAUGAUGGGGUUUAUAUUCUAUCGCGCUGA
Messenger RNA from Funneliformis mosseae, 152 nucleotides. The record is from the annotation of a GenBank genome assembly. NCBI's taxonomy places the organism in Eukaryota, Fungi, Glomeromycota, Glomeromycetes, Glomerales, Glomeraceae.